AUGAUAUCCCUUGACUCUCUGCCUUGUGAAAUUCUCUUUCAAAUCUUCCGCGACAGUUCACCGCAAGAGCUAUGUCGGUUGAGUUACACUUGCAAACGUCUAGAAGCUGUAGCUGGAACUUGUCUGUGGAGUGAGAUCGAGUUACAUGAGAGAGGUUACCACGAGUCAAGCUCCGAGCUUAGCGAGCCACCGCCUUUCAGGCCAAACAAGCGCUUCUAUCAUGGUUCCAAGAGGGAUGGGUUGCAAAGCGAUAUAGAAGAGUGUGCGAGAAAGCUGUUCACUUCGCUACAGACAUUGCAAACUCAUGACAAAGAACGCUUGAAGGAACUUACUGGAAGAGUGAAAGGCCUAUGCACAGUGCUGGAGCCAAGCUGGCACCCAGGCCAUGACGGGUUGUCAAAUUUUAUUUCAGUGUGGAACCUUGUACCUUAUUUCACCAAUCUCGAGUCCUUAGAGAUACACGGUAGACCUGAGGGCUUCAAAUCGGACGACACGCCUCGUCCUGAUAUCUCGGCUUCACCUCUGUCUAAACUCCGAUUCGCGAAGCUGUUUGGCUAUGUACCAAAGCCUGUUGCAACAUACAUCCUCCGAUCAGACACAAUGCUGGAGAGACUGGAACUCGGCAUAUUGGACGCACCAAUACCUAGUCAUGUUGGUAUCGGGCUAGAAGACGACCAGAAUCGUGACAGAUGGGAAGUAAAUGCUCGCAGCGUCGUCCCGCGAUCACUUGGCGACUUCUUCCCCGAUAUCCCUCCAUCAUUUCCAAAGCUGAGACACAUAUACCUAUGUCAACCUUGUAACCCCCACGGGGAUUACUUUGAUCAGAGCGAUGCGUGGUCAAUAAGUGCUGAACAAGCCUGCUUAGAGACGUGGAAAAGGCUUCUGUCGGCUUCGAGUCAGACUCUUGGAACUUUGGUGCUGGAACAGAGGCCAGGGGCCGGAAUGGAAGAGAAUGAGGGAUUCUCGGAGGAAGAAUUUCUCAACACUGGAAUAUCAGGUGCCGGCAACAAGGCGAUCGUGGAUGUCCUUGGAGACUCUCUCAUUCACACGACAACCUUCCCAGGUCUGAAACAGGUCUAUCUUUACGGGUUCGUUGCGAAAUCUCGCGCACGCGGAAGGCCAACUCAGGAAACUCCAGGAGAAUGGCUCAUGCAUGGUUUGGAACAACGGGGAGUAGCUUGCGAGGCUCGAAGGGGGAAGUGGUGUCUCUUUGAUCAAGAUACAGGCGUAGCACCGUGGGCAAAGUGGGACGGAGAGGGUGUUUCCAACAUUCAUGAUGGAUACAUGGGGAUCAGAUGGUAUACCUUACUAGCGAAAGUAUGA
Messenger RNA from Fusarium sp. VM40, 1323 nucleotides. Lineage: Eukaryota; Fungi; Ascomycota; Sordariomycetes; Hypocreales; Nectriaceae. The record is from the annotation of a GenBank genome assembly.